AUGGCGGAACAAAUUGGAAGCAACGCACCGAUAAUAGACGAAGAAAAGGUAAAAGAGAAAAUCAAUGCAGCUCUCGAAAAUCCCAAUGUCAAUGUACACAAGUUCUCACCAGACGACUCACCCGAGAAAAAAGCGGAACAAGUAGCCGCACAAAGACCAAAAGUAGAACUUGGUACUGCUACAACUGCAGCAGCGAUUUCAGAUAUUGACAAAGCAAAGGCUUUGGAGACUAUAAACAGUCUUCCCGGUGGUAUGGGACUUAGUUCAAAAACGGAUAUACCAAUGUGGGCUCGUAUUGGUUGGGAAAGAGUUGCGAACCCAGAGACUGAAGUGGGUCCUGCUACUCCAGAAUCUGAUUAUUUUGAUGAAGUGCUGGGUGAAUUAUAUUUUGGAAAACUUUGGUUGAACGCAGGAGUUGUAUUUGUAGCUGUGUUUGUUACUUGGUUGGUGACUGUGUUGGGCUUCGGUUUCGGAUGGGUUUUGUUGAUUUGUGCCUUUGUUGCCACAUACUUUAAACAUUCUGUAAAUCGAUUUUACAGAAAUGCUCGUAGUGAUAUUAGUCGUGAAUUAGCUAAAGAACGUUUAGAGACUGAGGAAGAGUCAACAGAAUGGCUAAAUGAAUUUAUGCGAAGGUUUUGGCUUAUUUACGAGCCAGUUUUAGCCGCAUCUAUCGUUCAAUCAGUGGAUGCUGUAUUAGUAGCGUCGACUCCAUCAUUCUUGGAUUCUCUUCGCCUGUCUACUUUUACUUUGGGUACUAAACCACCACACAUUGAAUCAAUAAAAUCAUAUCCAAAAACUGAAGAUGAUAUUGUGAUGAUGGAUUGGAAAUUAGCAUUUGAACCCAAUGAUCUAGCAAACAUGACCAAACAACAACUAAGAAACAAAGUCAACCCGAAAAUAGUUCUGACCGUCAGAGUUGGACGAGGAAUGGUUGGCGCAGGAAUCCCAAUAUUACUGGAAGAUAUUUCGUUCUCAGGAAAAUUACGCAUCAAAUUGAAAUUGAUGAAUAAUUUUCCGCAUAUUCAAACUGUUUGGCUGAGUUUCUUGGAGCCGCCGAAAAUUGAUUUUAUUUUGAAACCGAUUGGUGGUGAAACAUUUGGUUUUGAUAUUGCUAAUUUCCCGGGGUUAUCAACAUUUAUUCAUGAUCAAGUACAUGGAUCACUGAAGCCAAUGAUGUAUGCUCCAAAUGAGUACGAAUUAGAUAUGGAAACAAUGAUGAGCGGCGUUCCUCUAGACGCUGCUAUUGGAGUCGUGAAGUUAACAAUUUAUAAUGCAAAAGGACUAAAAAAUAUCGAAACAUUCGGCACCUCAGAUCCAUAUGUAAAAUUAUCGUUGAACGGAUACACAGAAGUUGCCCGCACCAAAGUCAUCGCCGAUUCAUUGAAUCCUCAUUGGAACGAGACGCACUACAUCACACUUACUAAUUUGCAAGAUACUUUAAAUUUCGAGUUGUUCGAUAAGAAUGUGGGCAAAGAUAAACUGUUGGGAAGUGCUGUUUUCGCUUGUAAUGUGUUGAAAGAGGAUCCGAGACAGGAGCAAAUUAUUACUGAAGUUAUAACAAAUGGUAAACCACAUGGCACUCUUCGAUUCGAUGCUAUUUGGUAUCCUGUAGCUCCUCGUGGGCCAGAUGAUCCGAUAAUUGAAUCAAAUAUUGGUAUAUUACGUUAUACCAUUCACCAGGCCAAGGAUCUUGAUGCAAAACACUCUGUUGUCGGUCAAUAUAAUCCAUAUGCAGAACUAAGAUGCAAUGGAAAGGUAGUGCACACCACAAAGACAUUAAAGAGAACCAAUAAUCCUGUUUGGGAGGAAUCCAAAGAAAUUUUCAUCACGGAUAAAAGUACAGUUACAGUGGGCGUAGCAAUCAAGGAUUCGCGUGAUUUCACCGAAGAUCCUAUCGUUGCCAGCUGGACUAACACAAUACCCGCAUUUAUGCAGGCAUUGGAAAGGAGUGAUUGGUUCAAUUUUUAUAAGUCGAGUUCGAAAUUAAGAGUAAGUUGUGUGUGGAAACCUGUGUUAUUGGAUUAUACUCCUUCGGCUACCGGUUAUGAGGAGCCGAUCGGUGUGAUUAAAUUGAAUAUCAAGAGCGCUAAAAAUUUGAAAAAUGUCGAAAAAUUCGGCAAAUCGGAUCCUUAUGCACGCAUUCGUUCGGGUCCUAUGAUUCGAGGACGUACUGAAACAAUCGAAGAUAACCUAAACCCAGUCUGGAAUUAUAUUCAUUACGUACCUAUACAUAAUUUGAAAGAAUCGAUCAGUAUUGAAGUGAUGGACUAUCAAAAUGCUGGUAAAGACCGAACACUUGGUCAUACGGAGGUUCUUGUUCAGAGUCUAGCGAGACGGAAAGAAGACGGAACUCACGAGGCUAUCACUUCUCUUGAUAUUACUGCACCUUUGAGUAUUGGGCGUGAAACCAGGGGUGAAUUGUCUUAUUCGGCCACUUUUUACCCAUCAUUACGUGUCGCAAAAGAAUCGGAAGCUGAAAAAAAAGUGACUGAAGCGAAAACAGAUCACGACGCUGCUGCUAUUACCGAGGUUAAAAAGCCUGAAGGAAUAGUGAAUGUCAUGGAGCAUCCAUCCGGGAUAUUGGUUAUCGAUAUCAACAAAGUCACGAUCGAAAGGAAAAAUAUUUUUGUCGAGUUAUAUAUCGAUGCUGUUCUGUUUCCAUUCUACCGAACUUCCAAGUCCAAGCAAAGUAAUCCUACAUUCAACGAAGUUGCCGAUGUGUUCAUCAAAGAACUUGAUUGGUCUGUAUUAAGAUUUAAUAUUAGACAUGAAGAAAAAGAUGAUCCAAUUGGAACAGCAUCAAUCAAUGUCCAAGAUUUGAUAAGAAACUCGAAAGAUGGAGUCAUAAUACCGAUUGACGAUUUAAGGGAAGCUAGUAUUAAUGUCAAGGCACAUUAUAUACCAACUCCAGUUAAAUUGUUGCCAUUCGAAAGUAUAAACAACAUGGGAGUCUUAACAGUCACACUUAAAUGCGCAGAAAAUCUACGUGGCGCUGAUCGAUCAGGUACUAGUGAUCCAUAUAUCCAAUUUCUAUAUAAUGGCGAAAAGGUUUUCAGGUCGAAAACCGUCAAAAAGAAUUGCAAUCCCACUUUUGAUGAGAAGUUCGAUCUUCGUGUGUUAUCACGAAAAGAUGCCAAAUUUACAUUUGAAGUAUACGAUUGGAAUGCAGUGACCAGUCAUGAAAAACUAGGUUGUGGUACAAUCGAUAUAAAUGUCCUUGAACCGUUUGAGGGUCUCGAUAAAAUUUACCCGUUAGAUGGAGAAGAUAAUGGCAGCAUACGAGUUAUUCUAUUAUUUAGACCGGAAUUCAUAGCGCUCAAAAGGCACAGCACAUCAACCUUCAGAGCAUUAACUGGUCUUGUCACACCUUCAGUUACUGGUGUUGGUGAUAAUUUGGCUAAAGGUGGUAAAGGGAUGGUAACUGUUGUUGGUAGUGGCGCAGAUUUGGUUGAAACGCCAUAUGUAAUCGAUCCACAGCCACUUUCAAGAUCAGCAUCGGAGGUGAAACAGGAAAAAGAAAAUGGUCACAAUAAUCAGCGUAAAUCGAGCUUGGAUCAUAUUCAUGCUUCCGCAGAUGCGAAUGGUGGCGGUGAAUCUGGUAUUUUGACUGUAGCUAUUGUCGAAGCCAAAGAUUUAAAAGCUGCGGAUAAAAGUACCAGUGAUCCAUUUGUCAGGGUUUUUAACAAUAAAAAGGAAUUGUAUAAGACUCAGACGGUAAAGAAAAAUUGUUCACCGAAAUGGGGUGAAACAUUCACAAUACCAACAAGUGUCAAUGAAUCAACCCAACUAAAAUUCUCAAUAAAAGAUUAUAACCGAGUGGGCAAUAAUGUCGAUCUAGGGGACGUGGAUCUACGAGUAUGGGAUCACAUUAAUAAUUCAUCCAAUAAGGUUGAUUUAUGGGAAAAUGUAAAUGGCGGUGGAAAAUUACAUAUACAGCUAGAAUUCACGCCUGGAAAUGAUCGUCAUUCUAGUGAUGGAAGUAGUGGAGGAUCAUCGAAAGGGCGCAAGUUGAAGCUUCCGUUUAGAAAUAAAGCGUGA
Messenger RNA from Ambispora gerdemannii, 4038 nucleotides. The record is from the annotation of a GenBank genome assembly. NCBI's taxonomy places the organism in Eukaryota, Fungi, Glomeromycota, Glomeromycetes, Archaeosporales, Ambisporaceae.